CUUAGACAUGAGCUCUGGGCUCCCUCCGAUCUGCCUCCUGCCCUCGCCACUGCCAGCUUUUUAUACCUCACAGACAUCUCUUACAACUAUUUUUGUGUUUAAAUGAUCUUGCUCUAUUUAAAAAGCUAGUUUUUAUUUAGGUGGAGAAACAUAAUCCCUUAGGAAAAUUUUCUCGAGGAAACAAGUUAGAGCACACUUUAUUAGCCGUCCCAAACUCUGAGAAAUAAGUGCUGUCUUGGCUCCUGUGUGCCCCUAAAUUUAGACUGGGUCCCUUAGUGAUCUUAUUUGCUUACGCAAAUUUAAAAUCAAUAUUUAGGGGCUUCUGGCUGGGCUCAGUCAGUGGAAUGUGUGACUCUUGAUCUCAGGGCUGUGAGUUCAAAAACAAAAUCUUUAAAUUAAUUAAUUAAUAAAAUCAAUUUUUAGAUUUUGGGGUUAAACUUAAAAUUCAGAAAUCCAAACGAUAUAAAAGCAUGCAGUGAAGGUCUUUUCCCACCCUCGUCCAAUUUUCCUACUGCUCCGUCUCCAUUAACCAUUUGUGUUCGUUUCUUGAGUGCCCAUUCAGAAUUUACUUAUGCAAGUAACAGUUUACAGCGCUGAUGGAGGGGGAAGGGUGGUGGUCAUGGAUAUUCUAGGUGUUAGGGUGCUGUGACCCCUGGAACUGCAAUUUAUUUGAUAGAUAUGCACCUAACACGUAACUUCCUAUGUAGCUGGCGCUAUGCUUAGUGCUUAGAACGUAAAGAUGAACAAGGUCUCUACCAGCAAGGAGCUUCGAGCUUCUGGGAGAAACAGGCAGUAAAAAAAAAAAAAAAAAGUCCAUGGUGAGAACUUGGGGCUGAACAUGGCUAACCUGGAUGUUCUGCCUGAUCCAAGUCUGAUACUAAAAACACGUGUGAGGAACUGUGAUGAAACAGACAAGCCGUGUGCCCUGAGCACGAUGUUUGGAUACCUUCUAUUUGCCUUUUUUUUUCUUGAUGACACUUUUUCCCCUUCCUGAUUUUUUGCAAUCCUCAGUGGAACUCCAGGAAGCUCCCUAUUCCUCUUCAUGCCCACUGCCUGACCAGGGCCACCCAGCCCCCGAGAGGGCCUCCCGGUUCGCUCAGUGGGCCAUCAGUCCGACCUUUGACCUUCGCAGCCACUCCUGCAGCCUGGAGGUGUCUGAGGAUUGCCGGGUGGUGACUGUAUCUCACUGCCCACAGACCCAUCUCUGGAAUCAUGAGAGGUUUGUGAACUGCCAGGUCUUAUGUUCCCAGGCCUUUUCUUCUGGGAAGCAGUACUGGGAAGUGGACACUCAGCAUUGCAACCACUGGGCAGUUGGGGUGGCUUCCUGGGAGAUGAAGCGUACCCAGAUCAUAGGAAGGACCAGGGACUCCUGCUGUGUCGAGUGGAAGACUAGUCAGCUCUCUGCAUGGCACAUGGUCAAGGAAACUGUCCUCGGCUCUCACAGACCUAAGGUGGUGGGCAUCUGGCUGGACCUGGAGGAGGGGAAACUUGCCUUCUAUUCAGUGGCUAAUCAGGAGACGCUUCUGUAUGAGUGCCCGGUCUCGGCCUCCUCUCCUCUGCACCCCGCCUUCUGGCUCUUUGGCUUAAAUCCUGGAAACUCUCUGACUAUAAGGCCAGUAAAUGUAUAAAGGUUCCCUGGGUGUUAGAACAUGGUGGUUUCCUGGUCUCUCACUCUGCUUUCAAGCCAAUGGUGCCUCGACAAGAGCCCCACUUCCAGAGUGAAUGGAUGUGCAGUAAAGCGCUAACUGCAGGCUUGAUGUUCAGACUGCACAUUCCCAAGAGAGCAUGGGCCUUUGACUGGCUCCUUCGAGGCAACCCCUAAGCUCUUGCGGUAUCCUGCCUGAUAAGAGUAUUUUUGUUUCCCUAAGGGCCUUGGGCCAGGAGAUACCAGCUUGACCUCUGGAGGGGCUGGAGACUAAGGCCUGCCCAUGUGACCGACCCCCAGGAAAAGCCCUGGGCACCAAGGCUCUGGGAGCUUCCCUGGUUGGCAGUCUCCUUGUACAUUGUCACACAUUGUCACUAGGAGAAUUAACAUUGUCCUGUGACUCCAUGGGGAAGGAGAGUUGGUGUCUCUUGGCCUGUGUCCCAUGUGCCUUUUGCUCCUGCUGAUUUUAAUCUGUAUCCUUUCACUGUAAUAAAUUGUAACCAAGACGACAAUCACUUUGUUGCGUUCUGUGGGUCCUGCUAGUGAAUCACGGAACCUGGGAGUGGUUUUAGGGACACCCCCCCAACACAGGGGCAGGUUAUCCAUUGCGGUGGAAUGAUACUACCACGAAUGCAGUGGUUUCCAACAGCACGCGGUUAUUAGAUUAGUUUCUGUGCACCAGGCGUCAGGCACGGUUCAACGACUAGCCUCACCAGCUGCAGUCAAGGGGUGACCUGCGGCCGUGGUGGCAUCUGAAGCCCAAGUGGGGAAGGAUCUCCUUCCAAACUCACAUGGUUGUUGGGCAUUCAGUUCCCCGUGGGUUGUCAGACAAAGGGCCUCGGUAUCUUGCUCGCUAUUGGCUGCAGACCACCCUCAAUUCCUUACCCCACGGGCCUUGGAAUAUAGCUGCUUACUUCCUCAAAGCCAACAAGGAAGAGGAGGUCUCUUAGCCCAAAGGACAUUAGAUCGUGUAUAAUGUAAUCACACAAACAUAAUCACAUACAUCCUGUUGCCUUUGCUUCAUUCCGUUUGUUAGAAACAAGCUGCAGGUCCUGCCCACAUUCGCUUCACAGGAAGGGAUUAGGGAAAGGCAGGAAGACCAGGAGAUGGCCGGUCAUGGGGGCCACCUGACAGUCUGGCCAGCCCUGGGUGUCAUUUCAUACUUGAUUUCCCCUGUUUUUAAAAACCAUUUUAUUACAUGGCAGAACCGAUACAGAAAACUCCAUAAAACAUGUGUAGAAUAUAAUGGAUUAUUAUAGAGUAAACAUCCUUAUUAACUACCUUUGGGUCAAGAAAUAAAACCUUCCUUUCCCCCCGGCAGAAGCUCCUUCACGUGCCUCGUCACAAUCACACAACCCUGGUUCUACCUGAAGGGAAGCUGACUUUUACAGUAAUCGCUUCCUUGAAUCUCUGUAGAGUUUUACCACCCAAAUAGGCACCCCUAGCUACAAGAGUCUUAUCCAUGUAAAAAAAAAUUAAAUAAAUAAAAAUGGAUAUGUCUUUUUCUUAACUGCUUUGUUGAGAGAUAAUUUACAUACUAUAAAAUUCACCUACUUAGAGUAUACAGAUUGGGGGAUGACUGGGUGCCUUAGUCAGUUGAACGACGAUUUGGGCUGAGGUCAUGAUCACAGGGUCCUGAGAUCCAGUGCCAUGUGGGGGUCCUCACUUGCAGGGAGCCUGCUUAAAGACUCUCUUUCCCCCUCCCUCACCAGCUCCCCCCCCCCGUCCUGCC
This is a messenger RNA of Ailuropoda melanoleuca (giant panda), 3377 nucleotides long. RefSeq names its product ring finger protein 135 (gene RNF135). Gene Ontology annotation, molecular function: ubiquitin-protein transferase activity; ribonucleoprotein complex binding; protein binding. Gene Ontology annotation, biological process: regulation of innate immune response. The record is from RefSeq and is a predicted model, not a curated record. NCBI's taxonomy places the organism in Eukaryota, Metazoa, Chordata, Mammalia, Carnivora, Ursidae. The transcript has 2 exons. Bases 972 to 1628 code for a protein of 218 amino acids. Gene Ontology annotation, cellular component: cytoplasm.